GAUAAAAAUCUGGCGUGUUGUCGAGUCAUCUUCUCCCACAUCUCAUAUAAAUAAAUAUCCACCUGAUUUCUUUUCUUCUCUGCAACGAACCCCUGUAUCUGUUUAAUAAAACGCCAAGGCAUUCUUAAGAUUACUCCUUUUUCUUUUUAAUUAUCAUUUCGCUACCCUCGACGAAUUCUCAAUUCUGCGUCUGUCACGGAUUAGGGGAUUGAUUUGAAGUAGGAAAGAUCAAAACUUGAAGUAAAUAUGGAGAUGGGUUCACAUGAAAAUGAGCAAAAUCAAGACUUUGCCUCUCAGGUUGCGAAUCUUAUGGAGAUUGGAUCUGGGCAUUACGGGUGCUCACAUUAUAGAAGACGAUGCAAGAUUCGAGCACCAUGUUGUGAUGAGAUUUUCGAUUGUAGACAUUGCCACAACGAAGCUAAGGAUUCUCUUCAAAUUGAACAGCUUCAUAGACAUGAUCUUCCUCGACAUGAGGUUUCAAAGGUCAUAUGCUCGCUUUGUGAGACAGAACAAGAUGUCCAGCAAAACUGCUCCAAUUGUGGUGUAUGUAUGGGGAAGUACUUUUGCUCAAAAUGCAAAUUCUUUGACGAUGAUCUUUCCAAGAAGCAAUAUCACUGCGAUGAAUGUGGCAUUUGCAGGACCGGAGGAGAAGAAAACUUUUUCCAUUGCAAAAGAUGUCGAUGUUGCUACUCCAAAGUUAUGGAGGACAAGCACCAAUGUGUCGAAGGUGCUAUGCAUCACAAUUGUCCGGUUUGUUUUGAGUAUCUGUUUGAUUCCACAAGAGAUAUCACGGUCCUUCGAUGUGGUCACACAAUGCAUUUAGAAUGCACAAAAGAUAUGGGGCUGCAUAACCGAUACACAUGCCCUGUUUGCUCCAAAUCCAUAUGUGACAUGUCCAAUUUGUGGAAGAAACUUGAUGAAGAGGUUGCUGCAUACCCAAUGCCAAAACUGUACGAGAAUAAGAUGGUAUGGAUUCUGUGCAAUGACUGUAGCUCAAACACGAACGUUCGGUUUCAUUUGAUCGCGCAUAAAUGCAGUAGCUGCGGUUCCUACAACACUAGACAGACGCAGAGAGGCUCGGAUUCGGAUAGUCACUCUUGCUCUUCUAGAAUGCCUCAGGUUGUUGAUUCAACCGGUUAGUUUAAUACCUGAACCGGAGCUGGUUUGGUGUCUAAAUUUCUCAAGGAAGGCUAUUUGUACUCUCUUAACUAAUAGUAUUCCAGAAGGGCAUUGAGGUUCAUAAACUACUUUGGAUUAUUCAGCUAACACAAUAUAUGUAAAGUUGUGUUGAUUCUUCACACACACAAAAAAAAAUACAUUCUAUUAUCCUGAAGCUACACUCUUACAAGUUACAAGUAUCACUUCUUCUCAAUCAUUCCUCUUUUACAGAACUCCAUACUAUGCUCCACUGUAAAGUUUUUCUUUAAAAACACUGAAAUUAACCUUUAACCAAAAAUAAAUAAAUACAGAUGCGCAUAUUGGGUUAUGAGUGAGUUGUAGUAUUACAGUUUAUUAUAACACUAACCAUUUUCGAAUGAAAAUAUGAUAUGUUUAGAAUUCUUUAA
Messenger RNA from Thlaspi arvense, 1565 nucleotides. The record is from the annotation of a GenBank genome assembly. Lineage: Eukaryota; Viridiplantae; Streptophyta; Magnoliopsida; Brassicales; Brassicaceae.